AUUUCUGAGAACGAGCUAACUUUGAAAUCAUUAUUACGGGAAGCCGCACGCGGAUUACGAUGGAGCCAGAUUUAAUCCAAAAUUCUCAUAUUCACCACAAUAAUUAUGAGGAUACUGACUUUGGACCGAAGUUUAAGAAGUUAAGAAUUACUGACAACGUCCGAGAAUUACAGACUGUGUUACGUGACAAAUCAACGUCAAGAGGGGAUUUUAUUUUUUAUGCAGAUCGAUUGAUUCGCCUUGUAGUGGAGGAAGGUCUUAAUCAGCUGCCCUACAGAUCAAGUGAGGUCACCACUCCUACUGGACAGGUAUACAGUGGUCUAAGGUAUGAGAAAGGAAACUGUGGGGUCAGCAUCAUGAGAAGUGGAGAGGCGAUGGAGCAAGGUCUGCGAGACUGUUGUAGGUCGAUACGUAUCGGAAAAAUCCUUAUACAGAGUGAUGAGGACACACACGAGGCUAAGAUAGUGUACGCCAAACUGCCCCCUGAUAUAGCUGACCGCAAGGUGCUCCUCAUGUACCCCAUCCUGAGUACAGGGAACACUGUAGUCAAGGCCUGUACAAUUCUCACAGACCACAAAGUACCAGAGGAAAACAUUAUCCUACUGAAUCUCUUCACAACUCCACAGGCUGUUCGCUUGGUCCAGAAUAAAUAUCCAGAAGUGACCAUUUUGACAUCAGAGGUCCACCCUGUAGCACCUAAUCAUUUCGGACAGAAGUACUUUGGUACAGAAUAAUGGACAACAGAAAUCUCAACAACACUCAGUGUGAAUGUUUGGUAAUGAAUGUCAUCUGUUUAUAAUUGGUAUGCCUGUUAAAAAAUGGGAACUAAAAAGGAACAAAUUUUUGUCAAUUUUAAAUUGAUUGUCCUUUGUCCAUUUUUUCCUUCAUUUUUUUUUAAUGUAUGCUUUUUUGGGGGUUGAUGAACUAAAAUCUCAGGAAUACUAAGCAUUCUUCAAUGAUAUUUCUGUUUUGAUACAGAUAUGAUCUGUUCAUUUACAAGUAUAUACAUACAUUGAAAGGACUAAUGUAAUAUAUAAUUGAACACUUGAUAAUUAAAUUAGAUUUACAAAUGUACAUGUUUUUUUGAGCAUUUAUUGGUGCUAGGAAUUGUGUGCGAGUAUUUUUGGUUACUUUUUUUUAAGUAUCAUUAAAUGUUUCUACACUUUUUGUUGACAUUACAUUGUAGAAGAGUACAAAGCUUUUUUUUCUCUUUCAUUAAUGGACUUUAUGUUUUGAUAUUAAUUGUUGUCUUGAAAUCUUGACAUAUUGAGUCUACCGGUAUAUGCUAAUAGUUGAUUGUAAAUUAAACUAGGUGUUUAUAUUGUUCAGUAUUAUACAGUUUAAUAUAUAUAUAUGACCAAGAAUAUGGGUAUGAGUGAGGAUGGAUUUAAAAUUAUUUGUGUAAUACGUUGUGUCAGUAAAUUUUAUUGAUUCCAUUCAUAGUUGUAUCAUUGCAAUAAAAGCACGUACUGUUCUAAAUACAAUCAAAUAACACCUCAACCGCAUAUUUUACCAAAAUACCAUAAACUUUACAUUUUUGUAAUGGAUUCUAAUUCUGCUUAAUCACAGUUUCUGUUUAAUCCACAGGUAAAAAAUUGUUUGGAUUUGGGGGUGGGGGGGGUGGAGGAUGUCGUUGUAUGGUCUUUUUACAUUUUAAGUAUGUUGUGCCAAAUUUUGUUGGCAUACUUAACAUAUAUUUUAAUUCUACAUUGAAAAUUGUACAUCUGCAGAAACCAUCAAUAUUUACAUACUAUACUUAUUUUUGGUUGAUUACCAAAGUAAAACAAUAUUUAUCUGAAAAGGCCAAAUAGCUUGUAAUACAAUUGUAUCAUGAUUUUGUUUGGUAAAUAUGAUUUUCCAUUUUUGUUGCGUACAUAUAUUUACAUUUAUUUUUUUUGUUUUAUUAGUGCAAAACUUGAGUUAUUUGUUUCGUCAUGUAAAUCAUUGAAGUUGAAAAAAAAAGAUUCAUUUAAUAAUAAUUUACAAGAGAUCUGAAGUUGUUGAACUGUUUAUUAUGGAGGUACUGUCUUGAAAGUUAGUCCAUUUUACCUGCCAAGUAAAAAAGCUGUAUAUACAUUGAUUUGAUGUUUAUGUCUUUAUGUUUAUAAAAAAUUGAAUUGACCGUGUACUGGUACACAAAAUACUGCCACAACUUAAAGGAAAUUGUUCAUUUCUUGAAAAAACAUUUUUACAGCUAGAUUUAUUUACCUUUACUUGUUUAUUUUGAAUCAGAAUAAAGCAAAGAAAUCAAGUACAUAUGCA
Molecule: messenger RNA, 2262 nt
Organism: Saccostrea cuccullata (small rock oyster)
Lineage: Eukaryota; Metazoa; Mollusca; Bivalvia; Ostreida; Ostreidae
Product: uracil phosphoribosyltransferase homolog
Exons: 7
Coding region: 60-734 (224 amino acids)
Cellular component (GO): cytoplasm
Molecular function (GO): ribosylnicotinamide kinase activity
Source: RefSeq, a predicted model, not a curated record